CGGGGGUCCGGGGCUAGAGGCGCCGAGUCCCAGCUCCGAUGCCCGAAGCAGAGCACAGCCCCGGUGUCCCUGCAGCAGCGGCCCUGGGCCGGACAGUCAUAGACCACCUGUGACCCUGGUGGAAGCCCAGCUCAGUGAUACCAUGGCUCACUUUGAUACAGAGUACCAGCGGCUGGAGGCCUCAUACAACGACUCUCCCCCUGGAGAAGAGGACUUGAUGGUGCAUGUUCCUGAGGGCGGCAAAUCUCCUUGGCACCACAUUGAGAAUCUGGAUCUUUUUUUCUCUCGUGUCUAUAACCUGCACCAAAAGAAUGGCUUCAACUGCAUGCUCAUCAGUGAGAUCUUUGAGUUAAUGCAGUUCAUCUUUGUUGUGGCCUUCACCACAUUCCUCAUCAGCUGUGUCGACUAUGACAUCCUUUUUGCCAACAAGCUGGUGAAUCACAGCCAGCAUUCCAGUGACCCAGUUAAGGUGACCCUGCCAGAUGCCUUCCUACCUCCUAGCGAGUGCAGUGCCAGGAUUCAGGCCAAUGGCUUUCUGCUCUCUGUCCUGGUGAUCGCAGGGGUCUUCUGGAUCCAUCGACUAAUUAAGUUCAUCUACAACAUUUGCUGCUACUGGGAGAUCCACUCGUUUUACAUCAGUGCUCUCAAGAUUCCUAUGUCCAAUUUGCCCUACUACACAUGGCAGGAGGUGCAGGCACGAAUUGUGCAAAUCCAGAAGGAACAUCAGAUCUGCAUCCACAAGAAGGAGCUCACAGAGCUGGACAUCUACCACCGCAUCCUGCGUUUCAAGAACUACAUGGUGGCCAUGGUGAACAAGUCGCUGCUCCCUGUGCGCUUCCACCUGCCCCUGCUGGGUGAUACAGUCUUCUAUACACGUGGCCUCAAGUACAACUUUGAACUUAUCUUCUUUUGGGGCCCUGGCUCACUCUUUGAGAAUGAGUGGAGUCUCAAGGCUGAAUACAAGCGGAACAGCAACCGCCUAGAGCUAGCCGAGAAGCUGGGCACUCGCAUCCUGUGGAUUGGCAUUGCUAACUUCCUGUUGUGCCCACUUAUUCUCAUCUGGCAGAUCCUCUAUGCUUUCUUCAGCUACACCGAGAUUCUCAAGCGAGAGCCAGGCAGCCUGGGUGCCCGCUGCUGGUCCCUCUACGGCCGCUGCUACCUGCGGCACUUCAACGAGCUGGACCAUGAGUUGCAUUCUCGCCUCAGCAAGGGCUACAAGCCAGCUUCCAAGUACAUGAACUGCUUCAUUUCACCCCUGUUCACUAUUGUGGCAAAGAAUGUGGCCUUCUUUGCUGGCUCCAUCCUUGCUGUCCUCAUUGCUCUGACAAUUUACGACGAGGAUGUGCUUGCUGUGGAGCACGUCCUCACUACGGUCACAAUUCUGGGUGUGGCUGUUACGGUCUGCAGAUCCUUCAUCCCAGACCAGCACUUGGUGUUUUGUCCAGAGCAGCUGCUUCGUGUGAUUCUGGCACAUAUCCACUACAUGCCUGACCACUGGCAGGGCAAUGCUCACCGAUAUGAGACCCGGGAUGAGUUUGCACAGCUCUUCCAGUAUAAGGCGGUGUUUAUUCUGGAAGAGCUGCUCAGCCCCAUUGUGACCCCCUUGAUCCUCAUCUUCUGUCUGAGACCCAAAGCUCUGGAGAUCAUUGACUUCUUCCGCAACUUCACCGUGGAGGUGGUGGGUGUGGGGGACACUUGCUCCUUUGCUCAAAUGGAUGUGCGACAACAUGGACACCCUGCAUGGAUGUCAGCUGGGAAGACAGAAGCUUCCAUUUACCAGCAGGCUGAGGAUGGCAAGACAGAACUAUCCCUCAUGCACUUUGCUAUUACCAACCCACACUGGCAGCCACCACGUGAGAGUACGGCCUUCAUUGGUUUGCUGAAGGAACGUGUGCACCGUGACAGCAGCCUGGCACUGGCUCAGCAAGCUGUCCUCCCUGACAACGCGCUCUUCACCUCCAUCCAGUCCCUGCAGUCGGAAUCAGAGCCACACAGCCUGAUUGCCAAUGUGAUUGCAGGCUCCUCGGUUCUGGGUUACCAAACCGCCCGUGAUGCACAGGCCUCACGGCAUCUCUCUGCCGUUUCCGAAGUGGCAUCUGCCCUGCGUUCGUUCUCUCCUCACCAGUCUACUCAGACAACCCACGGGAGUUCCCAGGCUGACGGCCCUCAAUCUCGAGGCCCUUGCACAAUGUUGGGCUCUGGGACUGAUGCCCGAACAGCUAGCUCUGGCAGCAGUGCCUGGGAGGGUCAACUCCAGAGCCUGAUCCUUUCAGAGUAUGCCUCUACAGAGAUGAGUCUGCAUGCGCUCUACAUGCAUGAGUUGCAUAAGCAGCAUGCGCAGUUGGAGCUUGAGCGGCACUUGUGGCAUCGGCGGGAAAGUGAUGAGAGUGGUGAAAGUGCCCAGGAGGAGUCCGAGGCUCACCAGAGCACCCCAAUUCCUCGGUCUGCCAGCUAUCCUUUUGCCUCGCCUCACCAGACUGGAGAGGAGACAGCUGCCCUGCAAGCGAGCUUUCAGCGCCGAUACGGUGGUGUCUCAGACCCUGGGACGAUCCACAGGGCCCCGUCGCACUUUGCUCGGCUGCCACUAGGAGGCUGGGCUGAGGAUGGCCAGCCUGCUCGACACCCAGAGACUGUCCCAGAGGAGAGCUCAGAAGAUGAGUUGCCGCCUCAGGUACACAAGGUGUAGCUUUGAAGGCUGAAGAUAUUAUGGGUGUUCCAGACUCUGGGCCCACCUCGGCUGGUGUGACACUGGGUUACUCUGCCUGGCAAGCCAUGGGUUGCUAGUGUCUAUGUCUUGGACGUCAGCACCAGAGGGGAAAAGGUGUGAGGUCAACAGUGCCUUUGUGGUGGAUGGAACUCUAUCCAGACAUGCAUCAUGCAAAUGACACUCUAGCUGUGCAUAGGCUGGAUGUGUGUGUGUGACUCCAUAUAUAUGUCUGUGUCUACAUCCAUGUCAUCCAUGUCGGAGAAUCAUCCAAGACCUGCACAGAAGGCUGCAGAGCACAUAAAAAGGGGAUUGGCAGGUGCUCGCCCUGCCUGAAGUGUUCCAUGGUGGAAGUAUGGACCCCAGUCAAAGGCAGGAACAGCUGUAUCCCUGUCCAGACCGUAAUACAAUUAAAGAUGCAAUCAGGAGAGCGAUUUGGACUCAGGAAAAGAAGGGCUUUGAGAGAUUUUUUUUAAACAAAGAUGGGGCACAGAUUUUCUUCAGUGGUCAAGUUUGCUUUAGUCAAAACUUGUCAGAAAAAGGUGUGUAUCUCUCCCCUCUGAAUCCCAGUCAGAAGGAGAAUCCCUGAAGUUCCACUACCACCCUUUCCCAUUACAGGAACAGCCUGCCUAUGGAUGUGAUAGGUUCCGCUCUGCUUGGAACCUCGUAAAGUUCAUGUGAACAGCCGGUCUCUCUUACCGUAUCAAAGCACAGGCUCUAAACAGGGUAGUUUGAGCCAGUUCCUGAAAUGAUAUCUAUUUUUACCAAAGAACACCUAGCACAAGAGCCCUGUUCUCCAGAAGGGGACUUUAUUCUGUUCUGAGGAAGCGCCUUGCUCUCCCUUUGCUCAUCCGGCAAAGGCAUAAAAUGGAGUGUGAGGCUCUGGGCCCUGUCCUGUAGUGUUCUCGUGUGUAUGGGGGGAGGGAUGGAGGCCAUAUUGGUCGCCCCAUCAUAUUUCCACUUAACCCCCUUCCAGUAUCCUGAUAAGGUUCUUCUGCCAAUGAAUGCUACCUCUUUUUUGUGUGGGGUGCUUUGAUGAAAAAGCAUCCAGCUGUCAUGGAAGCGCCAGCAGGAAAAGGGAUAUUACAUGCCAAAAAAAUUAAAAUAAAAGCUGUCAGUAUCUAUGAUCCAGGGAAAAGGUGGAGUUCAAACUCUCAUGAAAGGAGAUGAUUUUUUUUUGUGUGCAUCACAGAGGUUCAUUUGGUUUCACAAUCCUUGCAUUUGAUCCACUGCCCUUCUACAUAUUUUUGUGUACUACCGUCCCAGCACAGCAGCAUGCAACUUUCUCCUUGGCAUAGCAAAGUUCAGGAGGAAUCCUUUCUGAGCAGCCUGUAAACAGCAUUAUAUCCGUGGAGGGUGUGGUAAAAUUCAGCCAAUCAAUGCAUUGGACAGUGCUAUCCAUCUUUCACAGCUACAGGUCUCCACAAUCCUGAACAAACCUGUAAUUUAACUCCUCCUGCUGUCUUGGCCUGAACUUUGAACACUUUUUACAAUAGCUGCUGCAUCUCCCACAGCUACUUACCAAACCACAAGCUACUUAGUGUGGGACAAGGGAUUAAGUAAUAUGGAAACACAGGUGUUGUUGCUGUAGUCGGUGCAUAGGGCUGACUUUUAAAGCAGCAAUACUCAUUUGGGAGUCAGGACUUUUGAGUUCCUGGGGACUGAUUUCAGGUGCUGGUUUUCUGCAUCCCAAAAGGAGUCUCUUCAUAGUGUGACUCUUUUCUACUUAUGGCAGUACCUUAAAGAAGAAAUGAUCCUUUGUGUUUUUAGGGUGGGUGUGAAAGUAAGGCUACACCAGAUUGUUCUAAGACACUCUUCAGGCAAAAAGUUUAAGUACAUAAAGAGAACUUUGCUGGAUCACACCAGUGGUCGAGCACUCUGUUUCAUACAGUGGCUACCUUGGAGGCCCAAGAAACCGGGCAUAGGUUGAACUAGGGCUGUGGGUUCUUCCUUGCCCACACUUCCGUUGAUUACUGGAGUAUUUUAAGGAGUUAGGGAUACCUAUCGGUAUAGCAUUCCCCCCCUUCCCCAAGCACACAUUGCAUUUGGACCCCAGAAAAGUAGCAUAGCUUAUCAGAUUGCAGCCUUGAUCUUUACUGGCCAUGAUCUACAGAGCACCUGCCCUGGGCAAUGAUUACCUUGCUUGUUCCCAGUGGAAGUGCUUACAGCCUUGGACUAGCAAUGACAAAAGGAAGCAUUCUAUCCAAAACUAUGGGGCGGGGUUUGCCAGCUGCCCUGUAUUAUACUUGUUUUUGUCCCCUCUGUGUGUGCAUGGCACAGCCACCUUGCUGCCUCCUGUUCUGUUUGUGGCACUAGAAGGGCUGGGCUGUGACUCUGUAUGUGGAGCACUGCGAGUGGUUUGUAAACCAGGGCUUGCACCCAGCAUCCUGUAUAGUGCUGUAUCUGCUGAUUAAAGAGGGGCAUUCUGUUCCCUGGUGAU
Gekko japonicus is the source of this 5144-nucleotide messenger RNA. It is a transcript of the gene ATG9A, whose product is annotated as autophagy related 9A. The transcript is spliced from 15 exons. NCBI's taxonomy places the organism in Eukaryota, Metazoa, Chordata, Lepidosauria, Squamata, Gekkonidae. Gene Ontology annotation, cellular component: phagophore assembly site; autophagosome. Gene Ontology annotation, biological process: autophagy of mitochondrion; protein localization to phagophore assembly site. The record is from RefSeq and is a predicted model, not a curated record. The coding region runs from base 143 to 2686 and encodes 847 amino acids.